Anopheles gambiae (African malaria mosquito) is the source of this 577-nucleotide messenger RNA. RefSeq names its product splicing factor 3B subunit 6 (gene Sf3b6). Lineage: Eukaryota; Metazoa; Arthropoda; Insecta; Diptera; Culicidae. The transcript has 3 exons. Gene Ontology annotation, molecular function: mRNA binding. Gene Ontology annotation, cellular component: ribonucleoprotein complex; nucleus; cytoplasm. The record is from RefSeq and is a predicted model, not a curated record. The coding region runs from base 117 to 497 and encodes 126 amino acids.
AAUUCGAGGUAAACAAUCUACUGUCAAAGCGUUUGGCAAAUUAAAACAUACACAAAUCGCUCUCGUGCUAAAAAUUCACUAAAAGUACACAUAAAUCCAUUAAAAACCUUAUCAAAAUGGCACUUUCCAUGCAGAAAAGAAACAAUGUACGCUUACCACCGGAAGUGAACCGGGUCCUGUACGUGCGAAACCUUCCGUACAAGAUCACGUCGGAUGAAAUGUACGAUAUUUUCGGCAAAUACGGGGCAAUUCGACAAAUUCGAGUGGGCAACACGCCUGAAACUCGCGGUACCGCCUUCGUGGUGUAUGAAGACAUUUUUGAUGCGAAAAACGCCCGAGACCAUCUGUCGGGAUUCAACGUCUGUAACCGGUACCUGGUGGUGCUUUACUACCAAUCGACGAAGGCGUUCAAGCAGCUCGAUGUCGAUAAGAAGCAGGAUGAGCUGGACCAAAUGAAGGCCAAGUACAACAUCAGCACGGAAGAGCUAAGAAAAUAGGUCCGUCACACACCGUCUCUAGGUUUAUGUAUGUAAGGUAUAUAAAAACACACAAACUUUCCUAUUUGUAAGAACCAAAA